AUGAAGUUCUCUCUGGCCCUCGCCUCGCUGGUUGCGCUCGCCAGCGCCCAGAACAGCACAUCCAACAGCAGCACGCCCAUCUACAAGGACCCCAAGGCUUCCAUAGACGACAGAGUCUCGGAUCUUCUCAAGCGCAUGACCAUUGAGGAGAAGACGGCCCAAUUGCUGCAGGCUGAUAUUCGUGACUACCUCAACCUGACCGAUGGCCGCCUCAACCAGACCGGCCUGGCUUGGGCUGCUGAGCACAGAGCCAACUCCAUCUGGACCGGUCUCUACGCGACCCCAGAGACGAUCUCCCAGGGAGCAAAGAUUGGCCAAGACUACCUCGUCCACAACACGACUCUGGGUAUUCCGGCCUUCAUCCAGAGCGAGGGUAUUCACGGCUUCCUGGCCCUCAAUGCCACCAUCUUCAACUCGCCAAUCGCCAUGGGCUGCUCGUGGAACCCUCUCUUGGUCGAGGAGAUGGCCAAGGUCAUUGCCGUUGAGUCCAAGGCUCUCGGAGUCAACCAGAUCUUCGCCCCCGUUGUCGACUUGGCCCGCGAGCUGAGAUUCGGCCGAGUCGAGGAGACCUACGGCGAGGAUCCCUUCCUUGUUGGCGAGUAUGGCUAUCAUUACACCAAGGGUUUGCAACAAGAGGGCGUCUGUGCCAUGGUAAAGCAUUUUGCUGCUUUCGCCUCUCCUGAGCAGGGUGUCAACACGGCACCCGUUCACGGCGGUCCCAGAGAGCUCCGCACCACCUACCUUCCAUCCUUCAAGCGCGCGAUCCUCGAGGCCGACGCCUGGAGUAUCAUGUCCUCCUAUAACUCCUACGACGGAGUGCCUACCAUUGCCGACCACCACCUCCUGACCGAGAUCCUCCGCGAAGAGUGGGGCUACGAGUACUAUGUCAUCUCUGACGCUGGUGGCACUGCUCGUCUGGGCAACGCCUUUGCCGUCUGCGGAGAGACCGACGACGCGUGUAUUACCAUGAACGCUCUCCCUGCCGGUAACGAUGUUGAGAUGGGCGGCGGCCGCUACAGCUUCCAGUACAUCCCCGAGCUUGUUGCCAACGGUACUCUGCCCGAGGACGUCGUCGACACUGCCGUCUCCCGUGUUCUCCGUGCCAAGUUCAAGGCUGGCAUCUUUGAGACCCCAUACACUGGUGUGCCCGACGAUGAGAUCUUGAACUACCUUGGCACCGACGCCCACAAGAAGGUUGCCCGCGACCUCGACGCCGAGAGUAUCGUUCUGCUUGAGAACCACAACAACACUCUGCCACUGAAGAAGGACGCACAUGUUGCUGUCAUUGGACCUAUGGCUCAUGGAUACGUCAACUAUGGAGACUAUGUCAUCCACACGGCCAUGGAGUACGGUGUUACUCCCCUCGAUGGCAUCAAGGCCGCCAGCGAGGGCCAGGUCACCUACGCCAAGGGUGCCGAGCGCUGGUCCAACGACGAGUCUGGCUUCGAGGAGGCCGUCGCUGCUGCCAAUGCCGCCGACGUUGCCGUUGUCGUUGUUGGAACCUGGUCUCGUGACCAGGACGAGCUGUGGGCUGGUCUGAACGCCACCACCGGCGAGCACAUUGAUGUUCACGACUUCAAGCUCGUCGGCGCCAUGGGCCGUCUCGUCAAGGCCGUCAUCGACACCGGCAAGCCUACCGUUGUCGUCUACAGCUCCGGCAAGCCCAUUACCGAGCCCUGGAUCUCCGACGAGGCCGGCGCUCUGGUCCAGAUGUUCUACCAGGGUCAGGAGGGCGGACACGCCCUGGCCGAUAUUCUCUACGGCAACGUCAACCCCUCCGGAAAGCUCUCGGUCGCCUUCCCCUAUGACGUUGGCACCACUCCCGUCUACUACGACUACCUCAACUCUGCCCGCUCCUGGCCCAACCCAGGUAAGGAAUACCCCAACGGCACCUUGGUCUUUGGCAGCAACUACGUCCUGUCUACCCCCCUUCCCCUGUACGAGUUCGGCUACGGUCUGUCGUACAGCACCUUUGACUACUCCAACGUCACCGUCUCAUCCUCCACUCCCUCCGCGACCGAUACCGUCACAGUCUCCGUCGACGUGACCAACAACUCUACGCGCGAUGGCCAGGAGGUCGUCCAGGUCUACAUCAAGGACGUCGUCAGCACCGUAGUUGUGCCCAACAAGGAGCUGCGUGGAUUCUCCAAGGUCUUGAUCAAGGCCGGCGAGACCAAGACCGUCAACAUCGACCUGCCCGUCACCAACUGGGGACUGUGGAACAUCAAGAUGCAGUAUGUCGUUGAGCCCGGCGACUUCAAGAUCCUUGUUGGCUCCUCGAGCGACGACAUCCGCGCGAACACUACCGUCACUGUCCAGUAG
Molecule: messenger RNA, 2322 nt
Organism: Colletotrichum gloeosporioides
Lineage: Eukaryota; Fungi; Ascomycota; Sordariomycetes; Glomerellales; Glomerellaceae
Product: Periplasmic beta-glucosidase
Exons: 8
Coding region: 1-2322 (773 amino acids)
Biological process (GO): glucan catabolic process
Molecular function (GO): beta-glucosidase activity
Source: RefSeq, a predicted model, not a curated record